Messenger RNA from Durio zibethinus, 3371 nucleotides. The record is from RefSeq and is a predicted model, not a curated record. NCBI's taxonomy places the organism in Eukaryota, Viridiplantae, Streptophyta, Magnoliopsida, Malvales, Malvaceae.
AGAAAAGAAUAUUUAAAGAAAAAUAGAAACGAAAAGGAGAGAAUAGAAAGAAAAGCAGAGCAUAGCCCAAAGCUUAUCUUUUUGGCGGCACCAAUUUGAACGAACAAAUUACAGUUUCUUUUGUAGUAAUCAAAUUCCCAGUUUUUCCCAUGGCAGUCUCCACUUCUUUUUUACCCAUCAUUUCCUUUAGUCCAAUCUCUUCGUCUUCAUCAUCAACAUCAUCAUCAUCAUUUUUGGGUCCCACUCUUGUACAGACCCAUCAUCAAGGUAGCUUAAUUAUGAGUAAGCAGAGCUCAUUUAGACGGUUGCUUAUCAACUGUUCGGCUUCUUCUGACAUGGGUUCCUCCCCAGACCCCAUGAACUUGAGGCCUAAUCACAUGUCAUCUAUGGGUCCCUUUGGAAUGCAAAUGAAUGACAAACCAUCUUAUAAAUGGCAAAGGGUUUUGCUUAAAGUAAGCGGAGAAGCACUUGCGGGAGAUCACUCUCAAAACAUUGACCCAAAGAUUACAAUGGCAAUUGCAAGUGAGGUUGCAUCAGUGACUCGCCUAGGCAUUGAGGUUGCAAUUGUGGUUGGUGGGGGUAAUAUUUUUCGUGGAUCCUCUUGGGCAGGAUCUAGUGGUCUUGACCGUUCAUCUGCUGACUACAUUGGAAUGUUAGCAACUGUAAUGAAUGCUAUAUUUCUUCAAGCAACAAUGGAGAGUAUUGGCAUCCCAACUCGUGUCCAGACUGCAUUUCGUAUGUCAGAGGUUGCAGAGCCAUAUAUACGUAGAAGGGCUGUAAGGCAUUUGGAGAAAGGAAGGGUUGUCAUUUUUGCUGCUGGAACUGGUAAUCCAUUCUUCACCACAGACACUGCUGCAGCCCUUCGUUGUGCAGAAAAUGUUCUAUUUGUUGGCCCAGUCAAUGCAGAGGUUGUGUUGAAAGCCACAAAUGUUGAUGGAGUUUAUGAUGAUGAUCCUAGGCAUAAUCCAAAUGCCCGUCUUCAUGAUACGCUAACUUAUCAUGAGGUGACUUCGAAAGAUCUCUCAGUUAUGGACAUGACUGCCAUUACUCUGUGCCAAGAAAAUAACAUUCCUGUUGUUGUCUUCAAUUUAAACAAACCUGGUAACAUCACAAAAGCAAUAAAGGGAGAGCAAGUUGGUACAUUGAUUGGAGGAACAUGGAACUCAAUGGUGGCAAGGACAUAAAGAAGAUACUUGGGGCAGUUGCCUAUCUGUGUAGUGACUUCUCCUACUUUUGCUUUUCUUUUUGAGAAAAAGAAGGUAUUUGAUGGUAAUUAAUUGCUUAAGCAUAAUGUAAGCUUUUGCAAAGGAAGUUUCCUGGAGCUCGCAUUUGAAAAACCAAAGAUGAAAACAUGAAGCAUAAAAUUCAAUUCACUCUUUUGACUGAUUAUCAUUGCAGAUUUUUGUGCAUAAAUAUGUGGAAUGUUGUCUUCUUUGAACAUUGUAGCAAUCACAAUAAAAAAAGUGAUUCUUCAAUGACUUUUGAUGCAUGUUUUUAAGAUUAACGUUAAUGUUAGUGGUAAGCAGUUGUGAGGGACAGAAGGGAUAAAAUACUAUAUUUUUUAUUGUUAUUUCUUUGCUUAUAUCAUCAAUACAAUUAUAUGUGCAAGAGAUCUGAGAUUUCAAGAUGACCAACUAGAGCUUAUUGGUGCCCAAGUAGCUAAUGAAACUACAGGUGAUUUCGCUAUGUUGGCUGCUUUGACUAAACAUUUUAACUAUGAAAAGCUGGCUGUAAUUUACUCUGAUUUUGUUCUCAAUUUGAAUGUUCUGCAGGUUUUGAACUCCCUGGUUCCACUUAUUGGUGAUAGAAAGGUAUAAUUUAUACAAAUCUUUACUAUUACUUAACAGAGCCAUUACUCAAUAGCAGACAUUUGUGGUCCCUUCCCCUCUUAAUUAGAAACGGAAUCUUUUGAUAAGGUCUUGUAUCCCAUUACCACCAUUUCUUCGGUGGCUAUACCCCGCUUCUUCACAAAUGCCAUUCCCAUUUAUAUUUAUGUCAGAGAAAGUGUUAGGCGCGUUAUUCUUUUGUGGAAAAUGGAAGAAUCCUCCGACAUGAGAAUUGAGAACUGGACCACCAGAUUGUAAUUCGAUAAUUUGGUGACUAAGACAGAGCUCUAUGCUGCGGAUUCCAAUUGGUAAAUAGCUGAAUGAAACCCAACAUUUCUGACCAGAAUUUCUAGGGAUGCCUUAUUUGGAAAACUAUUUUGGUCAAACACGAUCUUGUUUUUAACUAUUCUUUGUCGAGCGCAGACACAGCAUGAAAUAUAUGCUUUUCUGGUCAAUAACAUGAGCCCUCCCCAGCUUCCUGUGAGCAAUUUUUUUGUUUGUCUUCUUUUUGGUACAUAUAAUUUUUAAUUACAGAAAUGGAAGUAGUCUUUUUCAUCUCCAAAGACACUUUCAUGGUGGUCCAUCCCAAAAUUUGAACUCGAAAUUUCGUUUCAAUUUCUACCAGCAGGAUAUUUAUUGCCAUGACAUUGGAAUUUAUCAACAAUAUAUUUUGCUAACCCUGAUUAUUCCUCCUAAGCCUGCCUAUGCUUGGAAUUUGGAGAUUAAUUUUUUUUCUUUUUUUUUUUUUUUCAGGUAUCGUCAACUGCUUUAUGCUUUUCUUCAUAAAUAUAUGAUAUGCUACGCCACUAAUUUAGUAAAGGGGUACACAGAAAUCCCAUCCAUGACUAUUAAAGAGCUUGCAUUUCAAUAACAAUCUUAAUCCAAUCUUUUUCAACUGUGAAACACAGAAACACAGAGCUACACAUCAAAUGGCAGGAAUCCAACAAGCCAUGAUAAGUCUCUCAAUCAUUCAUUUUGUACAGUAACAAGAUUCACGUUCUAAUCGCAAAAGCUACCAACUAAAACACAAGUUGGUUUUCCCCAAAAACAGGUUUUGGAGGCUGGGAAACCCAAAAUAAGUGAUGGGAUAGACAUGGGUUACUACUUUUCAACUUCUCUUCAAUCACUCGAUCCUUUUAGCACAGUUGUUGCAUUAAAAAUAAAUAAAUCCCCCAAUGAAAUAGGAAGAUGACGGCCCAUAUUCUGACCUUUAUGUCCUACCACACGUUAUAAACAUAAAAUUCUCAAUGAUUUCAUCUACUCCUUAUCUCAGUUCAAUAAAGGCAUUAAUUACUACAGUUCCUCUAAUUUAACAAAAGCACUAAUAAAAAAAACUUAAAGCUUUAUUUAUAGAAUAACAAUCAAUGAAGUACCAAAAAAUCACUAUCUCCAUUAUUAAAGAAAUUAGCAAAUUUUACAAUUAAAAUCCAAAAACCCACUAUAAUAAAAUUACAAACUCUAAUUUUUUUUAACCAAAAUCUCUCACAAUAUCCUAAUUUUUCUAACUCUUCCUCUCUUUAUAUAUGUAAAAAAAAAAAAAAAAAA